CGCCGCCGCUCCUGCUGCUACCGCUGCUGCUCCGUGGCCCAGCCCAGUCCCAAUGUGUGAGCUUCGAACCUUCUUGCACCUCCCACGCAUUCAAGUCGGACUAAUCCACUGCAACCUCGCAUCACCACCACCUCAACAACUGCAACAACUGCAACAACAGCCCGCAACAACGCACCUCGUGCUGUCCUUUCCGUCGACGACCUCCUUCCCGCUGCAGCGCGCCCGGGUUCCUGCCCUCCUCCUGUCCUGAGCUGUGCCCUAGUUGUGCCACGCAGACGCCGCGACGAGCCGAAGCGCGCUCACCUCCACGGCAUAUCCCCCUUCUCUCUGUCAUCGCCACCGGCAGACCCAGCAUCUUCCGUUUCUCCGUUUCGACGCACACACACACAUACCACCGCCAUGCCCGGCAAGACGCCACAAGGCAACGGGAAAAAGCCCGUCGAGAACGGCCUCCGGAAGAACAAGGACGUGGAGAUGACGGAUGCCUCAAAGUCCAAGGGCAAGAAGGGUGCCAAGGACGCCGACGAGGAGAUGACGGUUGUUGUGCCUCCUUCCAAGGCCUCGAAAUCCUCCAAGGCCCCCGCCGACGCCGAGGGCGAUGUGUCCAUGGAUGAGGACAAGACCGAUGACGGCGAGGCCAAGGUUGACCCCGUCGUGCAAACUGUCGCAGAUAUCAAGAGCAACUUUGCCCUGUUAGACCGCGCCGUUGCCCUUUUCGAUGCCAGAUUCUCCCUCCGCGCCCUGCGGUCAAUCUCCAUCAUCCGCAAGCGCCUGACACCCGAUAUCAUCGCCCAGGUCAUUGCCGAUACCUUCCCCGCCACUGUCGCCUCAGGUAACAUUGCCAAGCAACUCCUCCUCGCCAUCGGCCGCGAGAACGUCCCCCUGGGCCGCCAGGGAGGAUCUGAGAUGGAGGUCGAUACCGACCCCUCCAAGGCCGCUCCCAAGAACGGCUCCAAGAAAGAGAACAAGGAGAUCAUCCCCGAGACUGACGUCUUCCUGGGAAUCCUCGUCCAGGUUCACCUCUUCGACUCGAAGCAGUUCCAGCGCGGCGCCGAGUUCUCGCAGUACCUGUCCGACCGAAUCCAGACCUUGAACCGCCGCACGCUCGACUCUCUGUCCGCCAAGGUCUACUUCUAUUACUCCAUCUUCUGCGAGCACAUUGCUCCUCUGGCUCCUUCUCCUCAAUCUCCCGUCGUUGCCAUCCGACCUACCCUCCUCGCCGCCCUUCGAACUGCUGUGCUUCGAAAGGACGUUGAUACUCAAGCCUCUGUCAUUGUCCUACUGCUGCGAAAUUACCUCUUGACCUCGCACAUCAACCAGGCUGACCUGCUCGUUUCGCAUACUCAAUUCCCCGAGAAUGCCGUCAACAACCAGGUCGCGCGGUUCCUCUACUACCUCGGUCGCAUCCGUGCUAUCCAGCUGCGGUACACCGAGGCUCACGAGCACCUCACGGCAGCAACUCGCAAGGCACCUUCCAGCAACUGCGCCCUGGGAUUUUCUCAGACGGCAACUAAGCUGCUGUUGGUGGUUGAGCUUCUGAUGGGUGAUAUUCCCGACCGGGCUACCUUCCGACAGCCAACUAUGGAGAUUGCCCUCCAUCCCUACUUCCUGCUGGUGCAGGCUGUUCGCGUCGGAAACCUGGAGGACUUUGAGACGACGAUCGUCGACCACGCCGACACUUUCCGACGCGACGGUACCUACAGCUUGAUCUUGCGCCUGCGACAAAACGUCAUCAAGACCGGUAUCCGAAUGAUGUCGCUGUCCUACUCGCGAAUCUCGCUCCGAGAUAUUUGCAUUCGUCUCCAGCUUGGUAGCGAAGAAUCUGCAGAGUACAUUGUUGCCAAGGCAAUCCGUGAUGGUGUAAUUGAGGCGACCCUCGACCGAGAGCGAGGCUUCAUGAAGAGCAAGGAGGUUGGCGACGUCUACGCUACUCGCGAGCCGGGCGAGGCGUUCCACGACCGAAUCCAGGCAUGCUUAGCUCUGCACGACGAGAGUGUGAAGGCUAUGCGAUUCCCGAUGAACCAGCACCGCCUUGAGCUCAAGAAUGCCCAGGAAGCCCGAGAGCGCGAGCGCGAGAUGGCCAAGGAGAUACAGGAGGGUGAUCUGGACGAUGAUGAUCUUGGUGGAGACUUUGACGGCAUGUAAAUUAUUUAUUGUGUCACUACAACUUUGGGAAGCUUCUUCAGUGCUCGCUCUGAAUCUUUCCACGUGCUUUCGGUACCGGGGGGUUUGGGAAGGGUUUCUCUUGGCUGUAGGUUCUACUAAUCAUCGGCUGGCACCCAGAGAACAGAGGGCCAGAGGGCUGUCUUCCGUCUUCCGGGGUAUUGCGAUAGAGAGAGGGACGGAUUGGGGGGUUGCCAUGGCAUAAUCGGGGUCCCCCAACGUGUACUAGAUACUGGCAAGGGAGAUUGGGGACAGGAGGGAGAGAAGUGAGAACAUAAAUUUCGCUUUGAGUUAUUA
Ilyonectria robusta is the source of this 2460-nucleotide messenger RNA. RefSeq names its product 26S proteasome non-ATPase regulatory subunit 3. The record is from RefSeq and is a predicted model, not a curated record. NCBI's taxonomy places the organism in Eukaryota, Fungi, Ascomycota, Sordariomycetes, Hypocreales, Nectriaceae. The transcript has 3 exons. Bases 400 to 2145 code for a protein of 581 amino acids. Gene Ontology annotation, molecular function: enzyme regulator activity. Gene Ontology annotation, cellular component: proteasome regulatory particle, lid subcomplex; proteasome complex. Gene Ontology annotation, biological process: regulation of protein catabolic process; ubiquitin-dependent protein catabolic process.